Lactuca sativa (garden lettuce) is the source of this 2846-nucleotide messenger RNA. Its product is annotated as CHY-type/CTCHY-type/RING-type Zinc finger protein. Gene Ontology annotation, molecular function: zinc ion binding; ubiquitin protein ligase activity. Gene Ontology annotation, cellular component: nucleus. Gene Ontology annotation, biological process: ubiquitin-dependent protein catabolic process; protein ubiquitination. Lineage: Eukaryota; Viridiplantae; Streptophyta; Magnoliopsida; Asterales; Asteraceae. The record is from RefSeq and is a predicted model, not a curated record.
AUAGAAUCCGAUAUUCAAGAUAAAAUCCCCAUCACGAGAGGCGGUAAUGGACGUUUCGGAAGUCUCCAGAGACCAAAUCUCCCCCAACUUAUAAAAGCCCUCUACUUUCUUGAUUUCCUCAAAUCAUUCAAGUUUUCCGAUUUCUCUCCAUCUAUUCUUACACGGAAGAUAGCAGCCGUCGAACGGAAGCAGGAAUUGUUUCGCGAAUUUCUUUCUGCUGCGGUAGUGAUUGAAAGUUUUUUUUGCGUGUCUCGGUGGAUUUUGUUCGCGAUUGAAUUGAAUUAGUAUUGGUGAGUGGUGACUGACUUAGGUUCUGUUUUUGUAAAGCAUAUAGAACGUGGUCAUUAAUCUGGUAAUUCCCUGCUUAUUAUCCUGUGUUUCUUCAAUCGGUUUAUUUGUCCUCCAUCUGACUUUAGUUGAUUUGAAGUUGUGUGCUUUUGGUCACUGCAUUUAGCCAGGAUUUCCGACUGUUUUUUAUUUGGUAAAACUACGUUGCUCGUCUUCCAUUUUUAGUCCAAAAAGUGGAUAGCUUUUCUAGACGGAGGGUACUAGUUUACUAUCUACAGGAACAACAUCUACUGGUUUUCUUGCUAAUGCAUACAGAACGCAAAGGAAACCCUUAACGUGAUGGCCUUAAUUUAUGCAAUGAUUACAUCUGAUCCAUUUCUGGCUUCUGGCUUCGCCUUUCUACAUAGAAUCUAAUUCGCAUGAAUCUCCUUCCCAGUUUGUAAUAAAUACGAUGACUUAUCUUUCUUCUUUUGUGCAUGCCAUUUAGCUGUGUGUUAGCAAGCUUAGUUUCUAAGAAUUAUUUUUCCUGUUUACUUAAUUGUGUCAUCCAAAAGGGUCUUAGGUUUUACAUGACCUGUUUUUGUGCUACACACUGAAUGAUGUGUGAGGUGGGGUCUAAAUAGCAUUCAAGUAGCUUGGUGAUGUGGUGUGCGGAGAUAGCUAACUUAAUGAUAGAAGAUUAGAUCCUGUUAUGAUUAGAUUAUGGAAAUUGGUGUGAUAGAAGUAGGUUGCAACAAAACUGGAGUAGGAAGACAUAAAUCUGUGUGUCAUUUCAACAAACAUGGAGACAGUUUCUCCCUCUUCUAACAUAGUGAGAACCACCUGCAGCUGAAAUCUGAUAUGCUAAGUGUCAUUAGGCAGUGAUAGUUAGGUUCUUACUUCUCAGACUCUCUAAUUUGUUAAUUAACAAAAACAAUCUAUGUCGACUCCAAAGCUCCCUCUAUUUACUAACUCAAGCAUUCCCUCCCAAAUCCUCUUUCCCUGUGUCAAGUUCAUGUGUUGCAGUCCAUCCAGUCAGACUUGAAAGCCAAUGGUUCUUCAUGUUUGGUAAGCCUUAAAGUAUGGGUGGGAUUACUUUUAAGUUGUGAUGGUUUUUUCCUGAAGAAGAUUUGGUGCAGAACUGCUGUUGAGGUAGGCUUGUCCUUGAUGGGCAGGACCAUUAACUCGAUAUGUGCAUCACUAGUCCUUUCUCCCUGUCUUUUUUGUUUUCUUUUUUCUUUUUGAGGACGUACUUGAUUUUGUGAUCUAUUGCUUUUACCUUAGGUUAUGCCACCUUUUAGUGGUAUCUUAAUUAAAUGGAUGUGGGCUUCAAGAAUCAAGAAACCAUGCUGUGGCCUCAGUUCCUGGAAGCUUGGACUUUCUCACUGCUGAAAUGUAGUUAUAUUGUUAUAUAACCUAUUUGUUGCAGCUUGGAUUAUGUUGUUGCUGAUUUCAACUGAUGUGCUGCAGUGUGAGAGAAAGCCUCAUCAUCAUUGGGAUUUUACCCGAUGAUGGACAACUAGAUCUGCCUUGUGCAAAAUUAGGGAUUUUUUUUGCUUAAUGUGUCUCUGAAUGCAGGUGCUUGCUUUCAACCCUUGUAGUUGUUAUUAGAGUCUCCAUGGAGGUGCAAGCUACUCUUCCCACAAUCCAAGACACCAAUGCAAAAGAACCAAACUCAUGCAAUCAUCCUGUUCUUAAUUAUGGAUGCUCUCACUACCGUAGACGUUGCAGGAUAAGAGCCCCUUGUUGUAAUGAGAUAUUUGAUUGUCGCCAUUGUCAUAAUGAGGCAAAGAAUGACAUUAAUGUUGAUCAAAAAGAGAGACACACAAUCCCUCGCCAUCAGAUCCAACAGGUUAUAUGCACCCUUUGUGGCACUGAACAAGAGGUGCGACAAAUGUGUGUCAACUGUGGUGUAUGCAUGGGAAAUUACUUUUGUAAGGCAUGCAAGCUUUUUGAUGAUGACGUAUCCAAGCAACAAUAUCAUUGUGAUGGUUGUGGUAUUUGCAGAAUCGGUGGGCGAGAGAACUUUUUUCACUGUGACAAAUGCCGAUGCUGCUACUCAAAUUUUCUGAGAGACAGUCACCCGUGUGUUGAAGGAGCAAUGCACCAUGAUUGCCCUGUAUGCUUUGAGUUUCUGUUUGAUUCGAUAGAUGAUGUGACAGUCAUGCCAUGUGGACAUACCAUUCAUAAGAACUGUUUAAAGGAAAUGCAGCAACACUAUCAAUAUGCUUGCCCUUUAUGUUUUAAGUCGGUCUGUGAUAUGUCAAAAGUUUGGGAAAAACUUGACAUGGAAGUUGCAGCUACACCAAUGCCUGAAUUCUAUCAAAACAAACUGAUAUGGAUAUUAUGCAAUGACUGUGGGACCAAUUCCAAAGUGGCAUUUCAUGUUGUGGCUGUUAAGUGCCCCAAUUGCAAAUCCUACAACACCCGCCAAACUGGAGGCUGAGCUUCUCUAUUCUGUUGGGAUUUUGUUGUGUUAUGAUGUUAGUUGUCCAUUGUUGAGGGUUUAUAUGGUGAUAUAUAUAGUUGGACGAUGUAACUUUUUCUUCCUCAUUUCAUAAAUCAUUAUUUACGGGUAA